CUAUUUCCCCAAUUUCCCUCCUCUCUCUCUCUCUCUCGAUAUCUUCCAUUCAAUCUGAGCGGCUGACAGAGGCAAAUCGGCGGACGAGGCAAAGGCUGACAGAGGCAAACCUAGAAAAAGCAAAGCUUCCACCAUACCUGUGCUUGAAAUUCGUUUCAACCGAGCAAAAGAGUAUAGCAGGAUCUUGGUGGCCUCCUCUUAGUUUUCUUUGUACAAAGUUCAGACGAGGCCAACUUUACAUACUCUUCGAUGGCGCCAGGAAAAAAAAAAAGAUAAGACACAAUUCCCAGCUUCCUCAGCACACUUCAGGUCCUACUACCUCGUCUGUGCCAUUUAUGGGUCCUCCUCAUCCUCAUCCUCCUCCGCCUCCUCCUCCUCCGCCUCCUCAGCAGACUUCAGUGCCACCUGGCUUUUUCACUUUGCCCUCUUGUGAUCCAGUUCGAUAUAAGCCUAUCUCUAAUUCCCAGAGCAUGCACACUAUACCAUCUUCUUCGCCAGCUUAUCGUACUAGUCAGCAUGGUUGCUCCUCAUCUAUGCCUCCGUCAUCAUUCACUCCAUACCCAAGCUACCAUGUUAGUCAGAAUGGUGGUUCCGCAUCUAUGACUCCAUCUUCAUCUCCAUCAUCAUCCACUCCUAGUGUUUCUAGGCCGCAUGUUGGAGAUUCUACCAUACCGUCAUCCCCAUCUAUUGAUACAUCUACACCUGCUCCUGAUGAUACACAGACUCAGACUUUUGAAGAGAUUGUAUCAUAUGAUUCCCUUCAUAGACUGAUUAUCAUUCCUGAUGGGACUACUGGGUUUGUUCCCUCCAAGGAAUCUACGAAGGUGGUUGUGGAUUGUGUUAAAGGAUUUUAUCGAGAUGCUUGGAGUAAAUGGUCAGAUGUACCGUAUAUUUACAGAAAUCAGAUGUGGAAUCAAUUUAGGACAAGGUGUGCAUGGAUUCCCAAAUAUCAUCAGCAAAUAAGUCAUAAUUUCGAGAAAAAAGCUGCUGAUCGGCUUAAAAAUCUCCUUUAUAAAGCUCGAUAGAAGGGCGAGAAGCCCGGUUGGAUGCUAAAAGAAUUGUGGGAUAGACUUAUUGUGAUAUGGGCUUCCGAAGAAUUUAAGAAGAGGAGCAAUGCUGCAAAGGCUGCCCGAGCCUCCAAUACGGGUGGCUCAUUGCACACUGGGGGUUCAAUUAGUAUGGAGACCCAUCGAAGGAGAAUGGAAAAGGAAAAAGGGAGACUUGUGACUUAUGCUGAGGUCUUUGAGGACAAACAUUUGAAAAAGAAAAAGGAUGGGACAAGAGAAUGGGUCGGGCCGCGUGCUGCGAGGGUAUAUGAAGCCUAUCAGCAACGUUUUGAGGAAUGGCGUCAAAGUCAACCCGAUUCCGAGGAUGGUAGCUCAACCCAAGUGUCACUCAAUGAUGUAGCUUCAAUAUGGAUGCAGGUGGUUGGUGGCGCAAAGAAAGGUAGAACCUACGGUCUUGGAUCACAAUAUUCUGUAGGUCGUUCUACCACAUUGUUGUCUGGUGAUGCGAGUUAUUCGCAAGAUCACGAAGAGGUGGAAGCAUUACGAAAAGAAGUUGAAGAAUUGAAGGAGGAACGGAAAGAAGAUCGCGCAAAUUUUAACAAAUUGCAGAGUCUAGUGGAGAAAUUUAUGAGCGGACGUCCAUUUGCUCCUUCGAAUAUUGACAAUGGCGGGGAUAAUGAGUUUUAAUUUGUUAUGGUUAUUGAUGUUUGAGACAUUAUUAUUUGUUGUAGUUGAAUGUUUAGACUUGGUAAUAUUUACACUUGACUAUGAUUGUAAUAUUUUAGACUAGAUUGAAUGGUGUUAGAAUGUUUAACUCUUUUUGGAUCUUUUAGUUACAAAUAUUUAUGUUUUGCAUUUUAUGGAUU
Molecule: messenger RNA, 1873 nt
Organism: Nicotiana attenuata
Lineage: Eukaryota; Viridiplantae; Streptophyta; Magnoliopsida; Solanales; Solanaceae
Product: pollen-specific leucine-rich repeat extensin-like protein 2
Exons: 7
Coding region: 336-1025 (229 amino acids)
Source: RefSeq, a predicted model, not a curated record